AGUUGUAAACCCUAAACCUGUAAUUGAGUGAGAAAGGAAGUAGAGAUAUUUCUAAAUCAGACCCAAAAUUCAUCUUUCCAGGCAGAUCUUCAGUUAAGAGUUACAAAAUCAUGUCUUCAUGACCAUUUUUGUUUACACCAUUAAUAUCUCUUUGGCUUUCUUUUUUUCUUGAUGUGAGCUACAAACCGUACGCUUAGUCUCUGUCUCUGUCUUUUACCAGGAUCUUUCUUUUUGAUGAUGUGAAAGUUAUUGUUUUGUUUCUAAGGAAAAAAAAGUCAUAUUCUUGAUUCUUAAUUAUUGAUUCUUGAUUCUUGAAGGUUCUUAAGGUCGGUGAUGAUGUCGUCUUCCAACAAGGAUGGUAAUAACCAUGGAGUAUACCCUCUCUCGCUUUACCUUUCUUCACUACCUGGCCAUCAAGACAUCAUCCGUAAUCCCUACAACCAACAGUUAACAGCAUCUCCUGGCCAAAUGGUAUCAGCAGUUCCUGAGUCUCUUAUUGAUUACAUGGCCUUUAACUCAAACGAUGCUGUGAAUCAGCGGCAAGGUUUCGAGCUUCCUGAGUUGUCGAGAGAAAUCAAGAAGGCAGUGAAGAAGGACCGGCACAGCAAGAUUCACACGGCACAAGGUCUUAGAGACAGGAGGGUAAGGCUUUCUAUUGGUGUUGCUCGCCAAUUCUUUGAUCUCCAGGAUAUGUUGGGGUUUGAUAAAGCCAGUAAAACGUUAGACUGGCUGCUCAAAAAAUCGAGAAAAGCCAUCAAAGAGGUUGUACAAGAAAAAAAACUCAACAAUGGUAAUGAAGACUUUGGAGACAACGGAGGCGAUGUAGAAGAAGAGGUGGAAGAGGAGGAGGAGGAGGAGGAUGGCGAUAACAGCUUGGUGUAUGGUUCGAGCCCCGAGUCUUGCGGGAAAAAAGUGUUAUGCGAGGCCAAGAAGGCAGAUAAGAGAAAGAAGAACAACGAGAGAUCAAGAGACAACGCUAAAGGAAAAGCAAAAGAGAGAUCAAGAAAGAUGGCAUAUGAUAAUCCAGAAACCGUUUCCGAUAUCACACAAUCUGAAACAUUGGACUCAUUCAAUAGGUCUAUAUUCUCUAACGAAGGGGAAGACAUGACACAUUUUUUCUACAAGGAAACAAUUGGAGAGUUUGGUAAUCAAGAUCCUAUCUCAACCAAGAUGAAGGUUAACAUGCCGACCAAUAUGGAUCAAAGUUACAAUCAAGAUACUGGAGCAUUUAUGUUAAUAGAUCAGGGUUCUAGCAGCAACUAUAGUACCAUUGAUCUGCCUCUUUUGGAUUAUAAUUAUGAGCAAAACCCUUUUGUUGACCAAACCUUUUGUGCAGUCACCGACACCAGUUUCCCCGGAGGGCUCCCAUAAUCUUGAUAUUUUCCAAGGACUAGGCAUCAAAUUUAAACAUGUAAGCCAG
Messenger RNA from Camelina sativa (false flax), 1420 nucleotides. RefSeq names its product transcription factor TCP1-like. Lineage: Eukaryota; Viridiplantae; Streptophyta; Magnoliopsida; Brassicales; Brassicaceae. The record is from RefSeq and is a predicted model, not a curated record. Gene Ontology annotation, molecular function: sequence-specific DNA binding; DNA-binding transcription factor activity. Gene Ontology annotation, biological process: regulation of secondary shoot formation. Gene Ontology annotation, cellular component: nucleus.